GCAUCGUCUCCCGUCGGCAGCACUCGUCUAAGUACGGAGCAUUUCGCAGGUCAACAACCAAUCCAACGAGGAAUAUUUCUCGUAGCGAACACUUUUGAUAAAUGGCGAAGCAGUGUUUGUCAAGAUAGUUUUGUUUACAAGAAAGUAAUAUCGGUGCACUCCAGCAAUAGAGGAUUUUGGUGUCUGUUCGGAGGUAGAUGAAGGUGCGUUGUAGUUUCGUGAAGUGGUUACGUUACCGCAUGCUGUACCUAACGUGAAAUUAUGCUCUUAGUACACAAAACCCAACUAGUUUGCAUGAACCUGAUGAGAAACAUCAAGUAGCAUCUUUUCGGAUAUGGUAGUCUGUUUAGUUAAUUGCAGUUCACAUGUGUUUGGAUUGGUGUAAUAAGGCUCUAGGAGUGCUUACAAGCAUUUAUAUAGCCAUUUCGAAGGCCAGUUACAUAUAGUGCAUCGUAUGAAACAAAAUAUAACGAAAUGAAGUUUACAAAUAUUUGUGGAAUGUUGAAUAACCUAACAGCAGACGGAAUGCUGCAUGUGUUUGAGUUGUGCACAACGAUCAGCUGACACGAGAAAGCCAGGCACAUAAAUUGUCAUCUUAUUGCCAUUCCGCUGAUAAUUUUAAAAUUGGACGCUAAAUAUCGUGAAGAUUACAAUCAAAAUAAAGCAUUUUACUCCUGUGGAUGGCUCAUCACAAAACUGCCAAAAAAGAAGGUUUUAACAUGUCACGAAACCACAAGGAAAAGUAUGAAGGCACCAAUUCACGGAGGGCACACACAAUCAUGUCUCCAGAGGACGCAGCUUCUGGAAAGAGAUCUGAUUGGACGGAGUUGGAGAUAACAGGGACUAUUCGCAACCUGAGUCCAAAUUUAUGGACAUUCACACACCUUACAGCAUUGUACCUGAAUGAUAAUUGCCUUUCUCGAAUUCCUCCAGACAUUUCAAAACUAGUGAAUCUUCGUACACUCGAUCUUUCAAGCAACAAAUUACGCAGCCUGCCAGCUGAAUUAGGAGACCUAAUUUAUCUCAGGGAACUUCUGCUGAACAACAACUAUCUACGGGUUCUCCCAUACGAGUUGGGGAAACUCUUCCAGCUGCAUAUUUUAGGACUCCAGGGUAAUCCUCUGACAAAGGAGAUCCUAGCCAUGUAUGGGGAACCUAAUGGAACUCAUCGGCUGCUGACCUACAUGCUGGACAACUUACAAGGGGCUAGUGAGCAUCAUUCUUGGGUCCGAAAUCAAUUUUCUGCAACAGCUAAACCAGCAGGCUUUAACGUCGAGAGAAUAAGAAAAACUAAUUGGCUUUAUAAAGGCGUCUGCACGGCGGUCGAUACAGGACAGGUCCCGGGCCGGGCAGGGCAGGGCAGGGCAGGGCAGGGCGUGGCUGGCAGUAUCGACCCCCGGCCGGCCGGGGGCUGCGGCCUGGGGCUGAGGGCUGAGGAGGGCGCAGCGCGGCGCAGGCGGCAGAGCCCUACCGGACGUCGCCGCGGCCAGACGCAGCGGGGCGGCUGCUGGCGACACGAGGAUGCCGACCCCUGUGGCGACCCGCAGUUCAGGCGUAUUGACGGCGCCGCUGCCGAGAACCUGACGGGAGCGUGGUUGCAGUGUUUCUUAGAGCGCGGCUGGUGUACGGCCGCGCUGCUCGACGAGGGCCGGCCAAACACCGAGUGUGAAUGA
This is a messenger RNA of Schistocerca americana (American grasshopper), 1673 nucleotides long. RefSeq names its product CCR4-NOT transcription complex subunit 6-like. Gene Ontology annotation, molecular function: protein binding. The coding region runs from base 681 to 1673 and encodes 330 amino acids. The transcript has 7 exons. Lineage: Eukaryota; Metazoa; Arthropoda; Insecta; Orthoptera; Acrididae. The record is from RefSeq and is a predicted model, not a curated record.